UCUUACUACGACUCCUGCCGCGCUUACAGAGUACGGUUCUGUACCAUUAUUGUACUGUACUGCAUACUGAGUCAACCACGUGUUGCACACAACUCUCCACCGCUUCUCCGUAACAGCCGGGUCUCGUCUUGGCUUGACUUGGGCUUGGAUUGUGCUUCCUCACUUUCCAGCCUUUCUUCUCUCUGCCGUCUUUUCCUGACAACCCUUCUCUACCCCUACCAUAACCAACCUAGCCCGCUGCAAUCUGCAGUCUCACCCCAAAGCCAACAUCUCAUAGGCUGGUGUCGGUGUUUGCUGGCUGGGACCCCCUCCCCUCUCCCCUCUUCCAGAUACUGUACCUAAAUUCACAUCUGAUAUGGAGACUGAGUUCACCCCCUCUGAGUCACGACCAACCACCCCGGAACCUCCGGGCUAUGUGAAUCCUCUCGAGUCCAGCUCUAGAUGGUACCUGAUCGCUCGUGCCCAAGCCAUUCGUUCUGCUGCGAGUCUGGGUUUCAGUAUCGCUAACCGUACGGAUCCUCCUGCACCCUCACCAACCAAGGACAUUUGGCUCGAUGCUACCCUGUCAAAGGCUGAUCUUAGCCGCGCCGACCGCGCCAAGACAAAGAUCAAGGCCGAAGUAUGGAUGCCGCCCCGUCCCGCUCUCGGUGCCCGGGCUGCCGUUAUAAAUUUCCACGGAGGUGGAUGGAUUCUCGGUCAAGGCACCGACGAUGCCCGUUGGGCUGGUACUGUCAUGGCUAAUCUGGACGCCGUUGUCUUUACGGUCAACUAUCGUCUCGCGCCAUCUUGUCCCUUCCCAACACCCAUCGAGGAUUGUGUGGAUGCAGUUCUUCAAAUCAAGCAUCGUGCUGCGGAGUUCGGCAUAGACCCUGAUCGUAUCAUCCUGUCGGGGUUUUCCGCUGGUGCCACAAAUGCCCUGGCAAGCUGGCUCAUUCUAAACGACCCUGAUCGAUGGGGUUACAAGUUCCCCAUUGAGCCUCCGAAGAUUGCUGGUAUCACUCUCUACUAUCCCCUUCUGGACUGGACCAUCUCGCGUCCGGAAAAACGACUUACAUGCUCAAAGCCGGAGUUUACCUUACCCAAGGGUCUAACAGAUCUAAUCGAUGCUUCCUUCAUCUACCCAAUCAUUCCUCGCGAGGAACGUUACGAUCCAAGACUAUCCCCGGGUUUGAUGCCGGAUGAGUUGCUAAAGAAGCUUCCCCCCAUCCACUUGGUCUUGUGCGAAUAUGACAUGCUCCUCGCUGAAGGCCUCAAGUUCUCAAAUCGUCUCAAGGCUGCUAACAAGCAGUUCACAUUACGUAUAGUCGAAGGGGAGAAACACGCAUGGGAUUGUCCACCACCCAUGUCACCAAAAGAGAGUGUUGCCAUUGAGUAUCAAGAAGCCGUGGAGACUAUGGCCAGUUGGUUUGGGCAGAAGUGCGAGACCGACACUGAAUCCAUGCGAUCAAUGAGACUGAAACGGCCGGUUCUCAAGCGGCCCAAAUACCUCUCCUUCAAAACCUGGUCCGGGAGGUAGUUGUCCCUAGCAGGGUUCUUGAUUCUCGUGGGUUCGAUGUUAUUACUUCACUUCGUCGUUUCCUUUUCCUUUCCACCUAGCGCGGCGCAUAAUGCGAUUAAUGAGACAAGACUUGGCAACACAUGAGAGGCAGGGCAUUGGAUUGGACAUAAUUGGU
This is a messenger RNA of Fusarium redolens, 1673 nucleotides long. Its product is annotated as Alpha/Beta hydrolase protein. The coding region runs from base 356 to 1516 and encodes 386 amino acids. NCBI's taxonomy places the organism in Eukaryota, Fungi, Ascomycota, Sordariomycetes, Hypocreales, Nectriaceae. The record is from RefSeq and is a predicted model, not a curated record. The transcript has a single exon. Gene Ontology annotation, molecular function: hydrolase activity.